This is a messenger RNA of Merops nubicus (carmine bee-eater), 179 nucleotides long. RefSeq names its product serine/arginine-rich splicing factor 7-like. Gene Ontology annotation, biological process: mRNA splicing, via spliceosome. Gene Ontology annotation, molecular function: RNA binding. Gene Ontology annotation, cellular component: nuclear speck. The record is from RefSeq and is a predicted model, not a curated record. The transcript has 3 exons. The annotation marks the transcript as partial. NCBI's taxonomy places the organism in Eukaryota, Metazoa, Chordata, Aves, Coraciiformes, Meropidae.
UUUGCCUUCGUGGAGUUCGAAGACCCGAGGGAUGCAGAAGAUGCUGUCCGUGGACUUGAUGGGAAAGUGAUAUGUGGCUCCAGGGUUAGAGUGGAAGUGUCAACGGGGCGCUAUGAGUGUGGUGAGAAAGGCCCCUAUGCUUAUGAUUGUCACCGCUAUAGCCGCCGAAGGAGGAGCAG